AUGUCUUUUUCCAGAGAUAAGAAAAAUGUAGAUAGUAAGCCUAUCCUCAAGGAAUUAUUGUACGGAAGAACACGUAUUUAUACCGCACUUCCACCUGGCUCUUCCCAUUCUCCAACAAGUUCUAAAUCUUCACCGACUGCGUCUUCGUCUCCGCUUUAUUGGCAAUGGCAAACUACAACUUCAAGUACUGGGGUUCCGGAAGAAAAGAGUAAGGUACUCAGUUUUAUUGGAAGUAUCAAGCAAAGCUUGAGUGCCAUGUUUCUUCCAGUUGG
Dentiscutata heterogama is the source of this 272-nucleotide messenger RNA. NCBI's taxonomy places the organism in Eukaryota, Fungi, Glomeromycota, Glomeromycetes, Diversisporales, Gigasporaceae. The record is from the annotation of a GenBank genome assembly.